This is a messenger RNA of Urocitellus parryii (Arctic ground squirrel), 888 nucleotides long. RefSeq names its product retinal G protein coupled receptor (gene Rgr). The record is from RefSeq and is a predicted model, not a curated record. NCBI's taxonomy places the organism in Eukaryota, Metazoa, Chordata, Mammalia, Rodentia, Sciuridae. Gene Ontology annotation, cellular component: membrane. Gene Ontology annotation, biological process: phototransduction; G protein-coupled receptor signaling pathway; visual perception. Gene Ontology annotation, molecular function: G protein-coupled receptor activity.
AUGGCAGAGACUGCAGCCCUGCCYGCAGGCUUCGGGGAACUGGAGGUGCUGGCUGUGGGGACGGUGCUGCUGGUGGAAGCUCUCUCUGGUCUCAGCCUCAAUGGCCUGACCAUCUUCUCUUUCUGCAAGACCCCGGAGCUGCGGACUCCCAACCACCUGCUGCUGCUGAGUUUGGCCGUGGCGGACAGUGGAAUCAGCCUGAAUGCCCUCAUUGCAGCCAUAUCCAGCCUCCUCCGUGUCUCCCACAGGCGCUGGCCCUAUGGCUCCGAUGGCUGCCAGGCUCAYGGCUUCCAGGGCUUUGUGACAGCGUUGUCCAGCAUCUGCGGCAGCGCAGCCAUCGCCUGGGGGCGCUACCACCACUACUGCACCCGCAGCCAGCUGGCGUGGAACACGGCCAUCCCCCUGGUGCUCUUUGUGUGGCUGUCUUCCACCUUCUGGGCAGCACUCCCCCUCCUGGGCUGGGGCCACUAUGACUAUGAGCCCCUGGGAACAUGCUGCACCCUGGACUACUCCAGAGGGGACAGAAACUUCAUCAGUUUCCUCUUCACCAUGGCCUUUUUCAAUUUUUUCGUGCCUCUCUUCAUCACCCUCACAUCUUACCGGCUCAUGGAGCAGAAAUUGGCAAGGAGUGGCCAUCUCCAGGUGAACACCACUCUGCCAGUCAGGCUGCUGCUGCUCGGCUGGGGCCCCUAUGCCCUCCUGUAUAUAUUUGCAACCAUCAUGGAUGUGAGCUCCCUCUCCCCCAAACUUCGAAUGGUGCCUGCCCUCAUUGCCAAAAUGAUGCCCACAAUCAAUGCCAUCAACUAUGCCCUGCGUGGCGAGAUGUUCUCCGGGGGAAUAUGGCAGUGCCUGUCACCACAGAGGAGCAAGCAAGACAGAGCCCAGUGA